Messenger RNA from Corythoichthys intestinalis (scribbled pipefish), 9300 nucleotides. RefSeq names its product plexin-A2-like. The transcript is spliced from 33 exons. Gene Ontology annotation, molecular function: semaphorin receptor activity; protein binding. NCBI's taxonomy places the organism in Eukaryota, Metazoa, Chordata, Actinopteri, Syngnathiformes, Syngnathidae. Gene Ontology annotation, cellular component: plasma membrane; semaphorin receptor complex. The record is from RefSeq and is a predicted model, not a curated record. The coding region runs from base 395 to 6133 and encodes 1912 amino acids. Gene Ontology annotation, biological process: regulation of cell migration; regulation of GTPase activity; positive regulation of axonogenesis.
GAUGAAAUGUUGGCUACGGGGAACAUGAUCAAUGCCACAGCUAGGCGGGAGGGUCACUCGUCGGAAGAGAGGAUGCACGCCGCUGCGCGCGUCACUUUGCCGGGCUGCCGCGCGUAAAAGCCACCAAGCGUUACCACGCGCGCGCACGCUGACCUGACCGGACCAGACGUCCUCAUGCAUGAGUCUUGUCUUCUGUCAAGGUGAAGCUCUGCCUCACCUGCCUCCCCUGACCGCACGUCACUGGUGGAUAGUGAUGUAGUGUGAAGUGCUUUGACGGCCUUGAAGAGGUAUGUGAAGUUUCUCGGAGAAGGACGACGAGCUCUGGCAUUCACCUCGCUGACACGGAGUCCCCUGAGGUUUGUCGGAGCACCAUCUUUCUGGGAGCCCUGCGGGGAUGGGAACGUGCUUACAUAAAAGAUGGACUUAUGGCUGCUUUGCUAAGGUUCACGGCCAUCUGAAGGUCAUGUCACGGUUUGUGGCCCUCGGGCUAAUAACAUUCUUCCUCCUGAGUCAAAAGACAGCUUCUGGACAGACUUUUAACAUCUUCCAGUCGGAGCAGAGAGAGUGGCCGCUAAACCAUCUCGCGGUACAUCAUUCCACGGGGGCCCUGUACAUUGGUGCCGUCAACCGCAUAUACAAGCUGACGGCCAACCUCACACUGCUGGUGUCCCAUGCCACAGGGCCAGAAUACGACAACAAAGCGUGCUACCCUCCUCUGAUUGUGCAGCCAUGCUCGGAGCCCCUCGCCUCCACGGACAAUGUCAACAAGUUGCUGCUCAUUGAUUACUCCCACAACCGUCUCCUGGCAUGUGGCAGCCUCUACCAAGGCGUUUGCAAGCUUAUGAGGCUGGACGACCUGUUCAUCCUUGGAGAGCCCACACAUAAGAAAGAACACUACCUAUCCAGUGACACGCAAACAGGGACCAUGUACGGGGUGGUCGUGCCCUCAUUGGCUCAAGACGCUACACUAUACAUUGGUACCGCAGUCGGCGGAAAGCAGGACUACUUUCCAACUAUCUCCAGCCGCAAGCUGCCUCGCGACCCAGAAUCGUCCGCCAUGCUGGACUACGAGCUUCACACUGACUUUGUAUCAUCGCUGAUAAAAAUCCCUUCAGACACCCUGGCUCUUGUCCCGCAUUUUGACAUCUACUACAUCUACGGCUUCGAUAGUGGCCAUUUUGUCUACUUCAUGACCGUCCAGCCAGAGACUCCAGAAAAUGGGAUGCCCUCCGGGGGAUCUACUGGUGACCUUUUCUAUACCUCCCGCAUCAUCCGCCUCUGCAAAGGUGACAAGAAGUUCCAUUCCUACGUGUCACUUCCUGUGGGCUGCAUCCACCGGGGCGAGGAGUACCGUCUGCUACAAGCUGCUUACCUGUCCAAGGCUGGCAGAGUCUUGGCCAAGACGCUUAAUAUCGGCGUCCAAGAUGAUGUGCUCUUUGCCGUGUUCUCCAAAGGCCAGAAGCAGUACCACGACCCAUCCGAUCACUCCGCACUGUGCGUUUUCACCAUCCAGGACAUUAACACACGAAUCAAGGAGAGGCUGCAGUCUUGCUACCAAGGCGAGGGACACCUGGAGCUACACUGGCUGCUGGGAAAGGACGUGCAGUGCACCAAGGCGCCCGUCCCCAUUGACGACCACUUCUGUGGCCUGGACAUAAAUCAGCCUCUGGGGGGCUCUCAGCUGGUGGCAGGCCGCACGGUUUACAAGGAGAGUCGCGAGAGGCUGACCUCGGUCAUCUCUUAUAUCUACAACGGACACAGCGUGGUCUUCCUGGGCACCAAAAAUGGGAGGCUUAAAAAGAUCCGCGUGGAUGGACUGCUGGACGCUGGAGUCUUGUAUGAGACAGUGACAGUGACGAAGGACAGCAGCCCCCUCCAACGCGACAUGGCCUUCUCACUGGACAAGACCUCACUUUAUGUCAUGUCUGAAAAUCAGGUGGCCCAGGUCCCCGUGGAGGCCUGCGAGCAAUAUGGUACGUGUGCAGAAUGCCUGAGCUCUGGGGACCCUCACUGCGGUUGGUGCGUCCUGUACAACACAUGCUCAAGGAGAGAUCGCUGCCCGAGGGCAGACGAGGCCUACCGCUUCAACAACGACAUUGACCGCUGCGUGAAGGUCAUCGCUCACCCAGAUAGCAUUGCGGUAUCAGCCCACAGUGUCCCACUACUGCUGGAGGUGAACAACGUCCCAGACCUUUCGGUGGGAAUCACCUGUACCUUUGGCCAGCAAGCUGAGGUGGAAGGCCACGUCAAUGGCAACAGGGUCAUGUGUCUGUCCCCAGCUGGGAAGGAAGUUCCACUGAUACCAGAAGGGCAAGACUGGGCUGGCGUGGAGUUGCGACUGAACUCUAAGGAGACGGGUCAAAUGGUCGCCAGCACGGAAGUGAAGUUCUACAACUGCAGCACGCAUCACAUGUGUCUGUCUUGCGUAAACAGCACAUUCCGCUGCCACUGGUGUAAAUAUCGGAACAUGUGCACACAUGACCCGAGCAGCUGUUCCUUCCAGGAGGGCAGAGUCAAUGCGUCAGAGGACUGCCCCCAGCUCCUCAAUUCCGGGCAAAUCCUCAUUCCUGCCGGUGAGGUUCGACCCAUCACCCUGAAGGCCCGCAAUCUCCCGCAGCCGCAAUCAGGACAGAGGGGCUACGAGUGCGUGGUGAAUGUGCAAGGCGUCGGCCACCGCGUCACGGCACUGCGCUUCAACAGCACCAGCGUUCAGUGCCAGAAUAGUUCGUACAUGUACGAGGGCGUGAAGAUCAGCGAUCUGGCAGUGGAGCUCUCCAUCGUGUGGAACGGCAAUUUCAUCAUCGACAAUCCCGAGAAGAUUAAAGUGCACCUGUACAAGUGCAGUGCCCAGCGAGACAGCUGUGGCAUGUGCCUGCGGGCAGAGAAGAAGUUCCAGUGUGGCUGGUGCAGCAGUGAGGGCAGGUGCACCAUGAAGCGCCACUGCCCGCCCAUUUCGCCCUACGCCAGUCGCUGGCUUGACUUGUCCACUGCCAAUGUCAAGUGCACCAACCCACGCAUCACCGAGGUGAGCCCAGUUGCCGGACCCCUUGAAGGCGGCACACUGGUCACCAUUCAGGGCCUGAACCUUGGCCUUUCUUUCUCGGAGCUGGAGGACAAUGUGAAGGUGGCAGAAGUGCAGUGCAUCCCGCGGGAGGAGGGUUACAUCACUGCUGAACAGAUUGUUUGCGAGAUGGCUGCCGCCCCUAAAGGAAGCGUGCCAGGCCCAGUCAAGCUUUGCGUGGGUGAAUGCAGACCAGAACUACAAGCGCAGUCCAACCAACUCUACUCUUUUGUGACCCCUACAUUGCUGGCACUGACCCCAGGCAGAGGGCCCGAGUCUGGGGGUACCAAGGUCACCAUCGUUGGAGAAAACCUAGGCGCUGGCAGCUCUGUCACUGUUUACUUUGGCAACCAAACAUGCGAGCUGUACAGGAGGACCACGUCAGAAAUUGUUUGCUUCUCUGCUCCAUCUGUGACUGGGGCAGGGCUGGUGCAAGUCAGUCUGAGGGUCGACCGGGCCAAGGUUCCUGAUAGUCUGUCAUUUGAGUAUAUACAAGACCCCACAGUGCAGCGUAUUGAACCCCUGUGGAGCAUUACAAGCGGCCACACUACACUGACUGUGACUGGGACCAACUUGGACGUGGUGCAGGAGCCGCGGGUCCGAGUCAAAUACGCCGGCCACGAGUCUGUCAAUGUGUGUAAGGUGUUGAAUACAACCACCAUCAGCUGCUUCGCUCCUUCACUGCAGUCCGAGUACGAUGGCGGAAAAGUAGAGAGUGUCAAGCACGUGGACGAAUUUGGCUUUGUCUUCAACAACGUUCAAGCUCUGCUCACCUACAGCAACAGCAGCUUUAUCUACUACCCCAAUCCUUACCUGGAGCCCCUGAGCCUCUCAGGGAUCCUAGAGCAGAAACCAGGCGCACCCAUUAUUCUAAAAGGUCGUAACCUGGUGCCAUCGGCGUCGGGCGGCGCUCGGCUGAAUUACACUGUACUGAUCGGGGACACGCCCUGCUCCCUCACAGUUUCUGACACCCAGUUACUCUGCGAGCCACCCAACCUCACCGGCCAGCACAAAGUUCUGGUCCAAGUGGGAGGACUUCACAUCUCUCCGGGCGAAGUUCACAUCCGCUCUGACAGCCUACUCACGCUGCCGGCAAUCAUGAGCAUAACUGCUGGGGGAGGGUUGCUUCUGGUGGUGGUCGUCAUUGUCCUGCUCGCCUACAGGCGAAAAUCUCACGAGAACGACCUGACACUGAAGCGGCUGCAACUGCAGAUGGACAACCUUGAGUCUCGCGUUGCUCUGGAGUGCAAGGAGGCCUUCGCCGAGCUGCAGACAGACAUCAAUGAGCUGACUAGCGACCUGGACCGAGCUGGCAUUCCCUACCUGGACUACCGCACUUACUCUAUGAGGGUUCUCUUCCCUGGCAUUGAUGACCACCCUGUGCUUAGAGACCUGGAGGUGCCGGGGAGCGGACAGGCAAGUGUGGAGAAAGCCUUGAAGCAGUUUGCACAGCUGGUGAACAACAAAGUCUUCCUGCUGACGUUCAUUCGCACGCUGGAGCUGCAGCGCUCGUUCUCCAUGCGGGACCGCGGCUACAUGGCCUCGCUCAUCAUGACUGCGCUGCAGGGGCGGUUGGAGUACGCCACCGACAUCCUCAAACACCUGCUCUCGGACCUAAUAGAGCGCAACCUGGAGAGCAAGAACCACCCCAAGCUUCUGCUGCGCAGAACUGAGUCAGUGGCAGAGAAGAUGCUGACCAACUGGUUUGCAUUCUUGCUUCACAAAUUUCUAAAGGAGUCCGCCGGCGAGCCCCUCUUCAUGCUGUUCUGUGCCAUCAAACAGCAAAUGGAGAAGGGCCCUAUCGACGCCAUCACUGGCGAGGCGCGUUACUCCCUCAGCGAGGACAAACUCAUCCGACAGCAGACAGAAUACAAAACGCUGACGCUGAGCUGUGUGAACCCCGACAACGAGAAUAGUCCGGAGAUCGCAGUCAAGGUGCUCAACUGUGACACCAUUACCCAGGUGAAGGAGAAGAUCCUUGACGCCGUGUACAAGAACAUGCCUUGCUCCCAGCGACCACGAGCUAAUGACAUGGACCUAGAGUGGCGUCAAGGCAGGACGGCUCGCGUGGUCCUUCAGGAUGAAGACAUAACCACCAAGAUCGAGGGUGACUGGAAGAGACUCAACACGCUGCUCCACUACCAGGUGACAGACCGGUGCGUGGUGGCUUUGGUGCCCAAGCAGAUGUCGUCAUUCAACAUUCCCUGCUCGGCCAGCUUUCCAAGGAGUAUCAGUAGAUAUGGCGUGGACAUCCCCUUCCGGUCCACGCCCACCAGCCCCGACAGUCCCCACUCCCGCGUGCCCAUGUUGACCCCGGAUCUGGAGAGUGGGGUCAAAGUUUGGCACUUGGUCAAGAACCACGAGCAUGGCGAUCAGAAGGAGGGCGAGCGAGGCAGCAAAAUGGUGUCGGAGAUUUACCUUACCAGGCUCCUGGCGACAAAGGGCACACUGCAGAAAUUUGUGGACGACCUAUUCGAGACGCUCUUCAGCACAGUGUGCCGAGGAACAGCCCUGCCGCUAGCCAUCAAAUACAUGUUUGACUUUCUGGACGAGCAGGCCGACAGACAUGGCAUCUACGACAUGGACGUCCGCCAUACUUGGAAGAGCAACUGCCUUCCCCUGCGCUUCUGGGUGAACGUGAUCAAGAACCCGCAGUUUGUCUUUGACAUUCACAAGAGCAGCAUCACGGAUGCCUGCUUGUCUGUGGUGGCCCAGACCUUCAUGGAUUCUUGCUCCACUUCUGAGCACCGUCUAGGCAAAGAUUCACCCUCCACCAAGCUACUCUAUGCCAAGGACAUCCCACACUACAAAAGCUGGGUAGAAAGGUACUAUGCUGACAUUAACCGCCUGCCAGCCAUCAGUGAUCAGGACAUGAAUGCCUAUCUGGCUGAGCAGGCACGCCUCCACUCCAGCGAGUUCAAUGCGCUCAGUGCCCUCCACGAGAUCUACAGCUAUGUCAGCAAAUACAGCCAGGAGAUCACGGAGGCGCUGGAGCAGGACGAGCAGGCCCAGAAGCAGAAGUUGGCAUAUAAAGUGGAACAGAUCAUCUCAGUCAUGUCUGCCGAGAGCUGAGAUACACGCCAACGUACAUAUGCACACACACUCACGCACACAUGCUGUACACGCAGACACACAGUUUGAGCAUAUGCUGAGGUGGAAAAGGACGAGUAACAUGCGCACAGCACGUGCAUCAAAUGUGCACGCACCUCAUGUGUACGCCUGCACACAAACACCCAGAGAGACUAAUAUAUGCAGGGAUGCUUGCAAACUUUAUGGACCUAGUACAAAUGACACGCACCAAGACGUGCAUACACAAAGAAAACACACGUGAACAGCAGAUCAUCCCAAAGCAUGAUGUUUGUAUUCAAUGCCAUUGUCUAUUAACAUGCAUCUAUCGUCUAAAAGUGUCCUGCUACAUCCCGCGAGCGAGCAGGGGUCGCGUUUCUUUAUCUCGGUGGUCCAGCCGAAGAGAACCCCGCUGAGAACUCUUCAAAAGAUAAAAAGAGGUGCUAUUAUGUGAUGAAGGUACAAGCGCUAUGCUUCACAGGCUGGACUCAAUGAUGGCAUUUAAGUAUUUUGCCAACAGCGGGUUCAGUUUGUGUAUUUUAUCAAAUGUGUUUUUUAGUUUUUACCCAUCCAUCCAUUUUGUAGAAAAUAACCUCAUUACGUUGGUGGAGCUGCACUGGUACCAGCCAAUGGCAAGGCACAUACUGUAUACACAAACCAUUCACUUUCACUCUAUGGAAAAUUUGUUUUUCAAUAAACCCAACAUGCAUGAUUGUGGAAUGUGGGAGGAAAUAGUUUAAAAAGCCUGGGUUCACACAUUUUUUAAAAACAAUCACUUGUUGAUUUUCCCCAACUGUGAAGUUCCGACAAUAGUACAAUGCUGUCAUUAACAAAUUGAGUGCAGUAGAAAAAACUCAAGUGGUUGGGAUUAGUUCCCCAUAACCAUACUGUAUAUCCAUUGAUCUAUUUUCUAUCGCGCUUAUUCUGUUCAUGGUCGUGGGAAAGUGAAGCAAUUUACUGAAUAUGGGGAGACAACCAUUAAGUCUCACAUUGAUAGCGUCAAUGAGUGGGAAUUGAACUGGAAGUCAGGUGUGUAAACCUUUACACAUAAGCAAGUUGAGCUCAAAAUGUACAAGGAUCAAAGACAAGGAGUAGUGUUUAAAUGGAAAAACUCAAAAUUUAAGAAAAAAAAUAAUUAUUCCUAUAGUCAUUGUACAAGAUGUCAGCAAAUAUACUAAAACUUCAUAAGAAGUAAUUCUCCUAGUGUAUUAUGUGUGCCACAUAGGCACCCUCUUGUGGUACUCUAAAGCAGGGGUGUCAAAUGUAAGGCCCGAAGGCUGGAAGUGGGCUUCAAUCCGGCCCGUGGGGUUGUAGCUCAUUCAUACUGUACAUACAAAAUCACAUGCUUUUAUUUUUACAUAACCCCGUAAAACCACAGAAUUGUGCGUGCACUACUGCAUUUGGCUCACUCUCAUGUCCGCAGUUAUGUUUGUUCAUUCGCCUCCUCCUAGUCAAAAUGGAUUGGACGUCUAACAUCAUCAGGGGCAGCCAGUGAGUUACCAAUGAAGUGAACCACAAAUGUCCCAAAGUCAACAGGAAGCAGCCCGGAAAUGCCAGAAAAAUCAACAGGAAAUAAUGCAAAAUUACAGGAAGUGACCGGCAAGUAUCUUAAAAUUACAUGGAAGUGAUGCAAAAUGACCUAAUUGCGUGCCAUAGACAAUGAUAGACAUCAAAUUCACUUAUACUGGUAUGCACAUCUUCCAUUGCCACUGACGGCGCUCGACGUCCAAUCCAUUUGGACGAACAUCGAGCGCAAUCACUGGCAGCCAGUGAGUUAACUUAUUUAGUCAAAAAUAAACUAGUCCGGCCUACAUGAGAUCUAAUUGCCAUAAAUGGAGACCGCUAAUCAAAAUGAGUUUGACACCCCUGCUCAAAGAAUCCCUUCCUAUGUAGAGUUGAGUUGUAUUUCACUUUCAGGUUCAAGACAUUUGCAUUUAGUCUUUUUGAAUUGUUUGUAAUGCGAAUGCCACUUAAGAAGGCCGUAGUAGAGAUUCAAACCAAGAACCUUAAAAACUGAGUAAAAAACGCUCAUCAUUACAAUGCAAAAUGUACUGUAUUCAUGUAUCGUUUUUUGCAUUGGACCAGAACAGUGAACAAAGUGAGAACAAAGCCAUAAAAGUUAUUUCACAAACAUUCUCACAAUGAGAUUUCACGUUUAUAUUAUCCUGUGCUCCUGCUUGGAAAAAAAAUGUAUGGUACUGUGAGUGCAGUAUGAAAUAAAACAUGAAGUGAUCUACAGAGCACUAAUUCAGUCAUUAGAAGAUGAAUUGAGAAUAAAUUGCACUGAAGGAGAAUGCGUCAUAAAUGAUGCUAAAAGCCCCAUCAUAUACCACCCCCCACCCCAUGUCAUCAGUCAUUGUUUACAUUGCACUUGAAAUGCACCAAGUGUCCAAGACAAGAACACCAGUCUCUCCCAUGAAAUAAUCUAGAAAGAAUAAGACGAAUUACAGGCUGCCAGGUUUGUUCGAUAAAGCCACUUUAACAAAAGUAACCUGGACAAUGGAGCUCAAGAAUGUGCAGCGAUUUCUAAUUUUGGAGUUGUAUGUACGUAGUGCAGAGAGCUCUCGCCUGAUCUAUGUUGAUGGAUGCCACGUGCAGUGGGCUCAUUAGCCUUUUCUUGUAAAUUUGAUGUUUUGCUGCCUGACUGCACUUCACUCGCUUCGCAUUAUACCCUUCUCCAUCUUUAACUGUGUAAUUCCAGUCUUUUAAUUUGUACCUGACUGCUGUUGAUCUCUUUUGCUGCUGUAUUUAUAGAGUGCCAUAUAAAACUUAUCACGAUGAAACUGUCAGAAGCCCGUUUGGGGUUUCGAUUUUGUUCACGACGCACCAAACUGUGACAAUGGUGGACGUGUUUGUGUGCUUGAUCACGCCUUUCCAUGUGGAGGGCUUCUCUUUCGGUUUUGUUGGGACCCUCAUCAAUUCACGGCAAAAAGACGAGAAGAAAAGCCUCCAUUUCCUGUUAAAUGUUGAAAUAUGACAAAGGACCCAUGUGUUUCAUGUGUGAUUUGAUAAGUUAUAAAUGUGUCGUGCAAUAAACUGUCAGAUGUGUUUUUUUAACUAUAUAUUAUUGUAUAAAUAUUGUAUAUAGAAAACACUCCUAUUUUGCAAGCAAAAGAUUCACUUUUUACUGUUGUUAUACAUUAAAUUGAACAGCUGACAAUACUCAUUUUUGC